Messenger RNA from Monopterus albus (swamp eel), 3076 nucleotides. It is a transcript of the gene macroh2a1, whose product is annotated as macroH2A.1 histone. The record is from RefSeq and is a predicted model, not a curated record. Gene Ontology annotation, cellular component: nucleosome. Gene Ontology annotation, molecular function: protein heterodimerization activity; structural constituent of chromatin; DNA binding. The transcript is spliced from 9 exons. Bases 379 to 1488 code for a protein of 369 amino acids. Lineage: Eukaryota; Metazoa; Chordata; Actinopteri; Synbranchiformes; Synbranchidae.
GUCAAAGAGUCAGUUUCCAGGCUUCAGUGAAUAACUUAUAUAUACAUACUGAGGCUGUAGAAGCUUGAAUGUGAGAGUUUGUACCCAUCUGCACGGGAAACACUCUUUAUUUCGGUGCAUACCACGUGUUUGUUUUGGACAAAGGUGUAAAGGGUUAAAGAAAAGCUGAGCCGCAGAUUCACAUUCAGCAGGUUUGCUCUGUGCUCUCAGUAGCUGCAGCGCUCCGCGGGCAGCUCUGGCUCCGGUAUUUCAACUCGCUGUGGAUUGUGGGAGUCGAGGACACUGCCCAGGCUUGUUACCGGAGAUAUUUUUCACGGUGCCCUGUUUUGUAAGUAACCCACCAGAGCCUCGCACUGGUCUCUCACCGGCGUCAGCACCAUGUCCAGCCGAGGAGGAAAGAAGAAGUCGACAAAGACAUCCCGGUCCACCAAGGCCGGUGUCAUCUUCCCUGUGGGGCGCAUGCUGCGCUACAUAAAGAGGGGCUUGCCUAAAUAUCGCAUCGGAGUGGGAGCACCCGUCUACCUCGCUGCUGUCCUUGAGUAUCUUACUGCAGAGAUCCUGGAGCUGGCAGGUAAUGCAGCCAGAGACAACAAGAAGGGUCGUGUCACGCCUCGGCACAUCCUGCUGGCCAUCGCCAACGACGAAGAGUUGAACCAGUUGCUGAAAGGUGUGACCAUUGCUGCAGGUGGGGUCCUGCCCAACAUCCAUCCAGAGCUGCUGGCCAAGAAGAGAGGAGCGAAGGGCAAACUGGAGACCCCCGUCUCUCCUGCCCCUGAGAAGAAACCCAAGUCAGUCAAGAAAACGGUGCCUAAGAAAGUGAGCGGGAAAAGAGGAGGAGGGAAGGCUAAGAAACAGGGCGAGGUGAGCAAGGCGGCAUCAGCAGACAGCACCACAGAGGGGUCUCCAGCCGACAGCUUCACCGUGCUCUCCACCAAAAGCCUCUUCCUGGGUCAGAAGCUCAACCUUAUCCACAGCGAGGUCAGUAACUUGGCUGGCUUUGACGUGGAGGGGGUCAUCAAUCCCACCAAUGCUGAACUUGAACUUAAAGAUGAUCUAGGCUCGGCUCUGGAAAAAAAAGGAGGAAAGGAGUUCACUGAAGCGCUGCAGGAGCUGAAGAAGAAGAACGGCCCUCUGGAGGUGGCUGGCGCUGUGUUGACCGCCGGCUUUGGUCUGCCUGCUAAGUACGUCAUUCACUGUAACAGUCCAGGCUGGGGCUCCGACAAGUGUGAGGAGAUGCUGGACAAGACGGUGAAGAACUGCCUGGCUCUGGCCGACGAGAAGAAACUCAAGUCUGUGGCUUUCCCCUCCAUUGGUAGUGGAAGGAAUGGGUUCCCGAAGCAGACAGCGGCCCAGCUGAUCCUUAAAGCUAUUUCCAGCUACUUUGUGGCCACCAUGUCUUCCACCAUCAAGACCGUCUACUUUGUGCUGUUUGACAGCGAGAGCAUUGGGAUCUACGUGCAGGAAAUGGCCAAACUGGAGACGAGCUAAGAGUCUGGCGUGUUCUCCUACUUGUUCCUUCUCCCUCACCUCGUUUUUUCCUGCAAGGAAAUAGAAAGGUGUUUACUAUUGGUUUGGUAACUAUGAAGAGAAGAAGAAAGAAGAAUCUUUUAAAGGCUGGGAACUUGAUUUUGCAUUAUGUUUGUAUUUUUCUUAUCGAUUUUAAUUCCUUGUUUACUUGUCACCUCUGGUGUUUAAAUCUAAAAGUGCACUGUUCAUUCUGCAGUCUUUUAACACAGGCAGUGCCACUCAAAACAGAUUCAAUGAGUGAGAAGACUCACUUUAAAAUUUAAUUUUCAUUAAAUAAAAAUGUUCGAGAGAUAGCUACACCUCAAGUCCAAGACUUCCAGAGAAGUCCAAUAAAUACGGGUUCAUGCAUGUGAAGGCAGUAAAGAUAAUAAAGAGCUAUUCUCUUUCUUUUUGGCUCAAAACAUAAUUCCUACUUAAUUAUUUUGGUUUGUUCUGCAUUUUGGAACAUCUCUGUUGUUAAUAGUACUGUAUAAUGAAAGGGUAAAGCAUAAAGAAAAGUUCAGUUUGCUCUACUUUAGCUGUCAGUAGACCAAUAUAACAGUUUUUGUUUUUGUGUUGUGUGUUGCAGAUUCCUCUUUUUUUGUCUUUGUUAACACAGUCAAAACUGUUUUAGUGUGCUGCAAAGACCUUGGAUUAAAAAGUAUUAAUCAAUUGGGGAAAAAAAAUGGUACACGCCCAUGUUCUAUACUCCUGGUGCUAGCGCCUUGAGUUUAAACUCUAAAUUGAUCACCUGUUGUCAUUUAUACAAACUAAAAUUAGUGGCAUGAAAUUGUUUGGAGGUUUUUGCAGGGCACCUGGUUUAUAUUGUGCGUUCCUAUCAGUGUUUAUAUAGAUGGAGUAUUUGUGAAAUGUUAUAGUAAAAUAUUGGACUGUAACAUAGAUUCUUAUUUUCUGUUUUAAUUUCCACACUGAUUCUAAAAGAUGCAGAUGAUUUGAAAGGGGAAAAAAUGUGAGUGAUAUCUUUUUUUGUGUGUGUGUGUUUUGUCUUUGUUAAACCAUAAAAAUGUACUCACGUUUGCUGGAAAUAGAGGCUCUGUCUGUCUGUCGUUGCUUUUGGGUUUCUCUUUCACUCAGCUGCCACUAGAUGGCUGCCUGAAAUUACAAAUUGGAUUUUUAACCUCAGCCAUUUUCUGUGCUGCAGCAGGCCUCUUCACACCGACGCUGGUCCAUUUGAGUUGGAUUUGAAUUGGGUCGGACGGACAUAUACAAGGAACUUGACUGCUCUGCUGCAUUUGGAUUUUUCAACAGCCUAAUUUUCUUAUGAUAAAAAAUAUAAAACACUUUCUAAAAAAUUGCUACAAUUGGUGAUUCUACAAAAGGUCUGUAUACACUCCGUUAAUAAAAUACCUUUAAAACAUCAUUUGGUCCUCUUGAAGUUGUGAGAUAAUUUUGUCAGAAAGCUGCCAGGGACUUUGAGCCUCCGUUUUUAAAAGUGUGUUUGGUUGGAAGUAAUGAAUCCAUCUUCACUGUGUUACAGGGGAAAUAACUCAGUGUUGCAGAACAGAUGCAGGUGUAUGGUUUGUUGUAAGAUGACUUGCAAAAUAAACAG